This is a messenger RNA of Clarias gariepinus (North African catfish), 5292 nucleotides long. It is a transcript of the gene tdrd12, whose product is annotated as tudor domain containing 12. The record is from RefSeq and is a predicted model, not a curated record. The transcript is spliced from 36 exons. Gene Ontology annotation, molecular function: ATP binding; metal ion binding; nucleic acid binding. Gene Ontology annotation, biological process: germ-line stem cell division; transposable element silencing. NCBI's taxonomy places the organism in Eukaryota, Metazoa, Chordata, Actinopteri, Siluriformes, Clariidae. Bases 62 to 4225 code for a protein of 1387 amino acids.
CGCGAAGGUUUCUACUUUCCCCCCCCCUUAGGCUUUUGCAGUCGGCCUGCUCUGUUUGCAAAUGGACGUUGGAGCCGUGCUAGAGCUGGCAGUAAUUAAGGUUGAGAAUCCAGGAUGUAUUUGGGGGCGACCUGUAAAAAGACCUGGUGUACAGGUUGAAAGUCCUCCAGACUAUGAGAACCUGCAGGUUAAAAUGAAUCUCUUUUAUCAUAGUGUCACCCUGGAUGUCCAGAAAGUAAAGCUAUCAUCACUGGAGAAGGGACAGGUGUGUGUUGUGUUUUGGCCAGUGAUAAAGAGCUGGUGUCGGGCCAGAGUGGAGUCUCUGUUCCUGGGGUCAGCAAGCAGUCAGGCCACCUGCAUCUUAGUUGACCACGGAGAGCAUAUUGUUGUCAGCACAGAUGAUGUAAGGGCUCCUCUUGACAAGUUCCUGCAACUGCCCUUUCGUGUGCGAAGGUUCGGACUGGCCCGGAUUCACCCGCUAAAACUCAAAGUUCCCCUCUGCAAUAAAACGGCAGAGCUAGUUCCAUCCCCUCACUGGGAUAGCUCUGCUACAAAAUACCUCCACAAUCUCCUACAAGCAUCUGAAUUGGUUGAGGCUGUUAUUUGUGGAACCCAUGAUGAUUGCACAGCUAUUGAGCUUUACCUGACUAUCAGAAGCGUGAAGAUCUGUGUAAAUGAUGAUUUGGUGGUGAAAAGGUUUGCGUGUUUCACAAGUGAGAAGGCUGUGGGAGAUCAGGGUAAAGGUGUCCAUCACGCCCCUGUCUGCUUGACCUGGGAUAUUUUCAGCAAUCCUCAACAUAUUCUCAAAAUGAAUGGUGGCUGGAAAGUGAUGUCUGCUCCUUCACAUCUCCUAACCAGGAAGAGUAAGAGAGAAACGGUGUGUGUGGAUCCUCCAGUGACUGCAGUGAAGUCAGAUAUUCCCACUGAAACCAUAUCUGCCUCCAAUGGACAGGGGGUAUGUGGAGGACAUGACACAAAUGAGGUGCCCAAGAGCCCUGAGGAAGGUUACAUAAAGACUGGAGACUUUGAAGAGUCAUGUACAGAGAAUAUGCUUGCAAAGCAGUUGUCUGAAAAGCUAAACUUGUAUAGAUGUCUCAAGUUUUUGAACCCCUGCUCAGAUUCAAACUUAAGUACCAAACAUGAUGUCCAUGAAGAUAAUCAAAAGGAUUUAAGAACUUCUGAUGAAACAGCAGAGGUACAGAAGGACCUCAGUAGUACAAGUGUCAUCCCCACGGUGCAAAAGGAGUCAGCUUUCACUCAAGAAAAAAGUAUCAAGGACCAAUUUGCCUGUGCCAGAUUGCUACAGUUGCUGAACCCAGAUCCAAUAGGUCCAGACUCAGAAUCUCUUGGUGAUAAUGUUGCAUGCUGUGAUUCCAGCAAAACUGGAGUUUUGGUCCACUCAGUUAUCCCUAUAAACCCCUGUAGCACCCUGAUGCAGGCUCCCAUCACCGAACAUUUCCAUAAAUUCCUGUUAAGGAGGAAGUAUAAAGGACCGAGUCUGUCUGGGAGUUACUGCUGGCCCUCCGUGGCACUAGGUUUUGACACAGUGCUGAUAUGUCACAGUGGAGAAGAUCUUCUCUCCUACAUCCCACCUCUGCUUUCUCAGCUGCAGUUAGCCUCUUUGGUCAAUGCCUCCCCUGCACACAAUGGGCCAAUAGCAGUGAUUGUUUGUCCUGGAAGGGAGAAGGUAGCGUCAGUGCUGGAGCUACUAAAGGAGAGCAAGGCUGCACUACACCUACAUCCUGCUGCUGUGCUGGUUGGAGUAGGCAAGGAUGAGGCCAAACAAACCAACAUUCAGAACAACUGUCGGUUGCUGGUUACCACCUCGUUCAGCCUGGUCAGAUUGCUGGAGGUGCAGUUAUUCUUCUUUCAAAGGCUCUGCCACCUGAUUCUGGAUGAGGCUCAUGAGCUCUUCUCAAGAGCUCCUGAACAGAUGAUCAUCAUCUUACAACAUUACCAGAAAGUGGUGUCCAGGCCAGAGAGAAUGUGUGUGCAGCAGCUUGUUGCUGUAGGCAGUCGUUGGUGUCGGGAGCUGGAGACUGUGGUCCAAAAUUACAUGUUUAACCCCUGCAUCAUUAUCACAGUGCCAGAGGAGGCAGCUUUAUAUGGUGGGGUUCAGCAGACAAUACUGAUGUGUCUGGACUGCAAUAAGACCUCAGUGCUACUCGGUUCUUUGGACUUCAGCCCCUCUGUCCCACAGAAAACCCUUCUCAUCACUAACUCAGCAGAGGAGGUGGAGCAUGUAUACAAGGCUCUCAGCAACACAGCAGCAUUCUCUCUAAAAGUUCACGAGGGCCUUACCUAUCAGUUUGAUUUUGUGAUUGGGCAGUGGAGGAAAGACAUUGGUCCAGGCACUCAGAUUAUUUUAGUUACCACCAAUGAGUGCUUAAAGGCUCUUGGUAUCAGGGAUGCCACGUGCGUUGUGCAUUAUGGUUUCCCCAGCUCUCCUAAAUUGUUUGGUAGCCGGAUGUUCUGCAUGGUUGAGAACUUUAAGAAUCUCUCCUAUAAGAAUCAUUCCGAGGGCUUGUCUCCUGCAGCACGUUCUGUGUUGCUGCUGUCAGAGCAGAAUGUUCGUCAUGUAUUCGGUGUCCUGCGCUACCUGAAGCGUACAGACACUCCACUGCCACCAGAGCUCCUGCAGACUGCCCAGAAAGUUCAGCAGGCCAAGGAACAGCGUAAAGCUGACCGUGCUCUUUGCAGCUAUAUGAAGAGCCUGGGCUUCUGCAGGGACAGCACAGGCUGCCCAGACAGACACGUAGUCAACAAAAUUCUUGAUUCUCCCCAACACCUGGACUCUGGGACUAUUUUGGUGCUGCCCCUUUACAUCAAGACUGCGAGUGUGUAUUAUGGGCGUAUUGUGGACCAGAAGGAGAACUGUUUUGAGAAACUUGCUGCUGAGAUGAAGUCACACUACGCUAAAGGGAGGCCUCUUACAACAGAGGUGGUAGAGGGAGGCUUUUAUGCGGUGCAGGAAGGGGAUAUACAUCAUAGGGUGUGUGUGACCAUGGUGCCAGACAAGGGAGACAGGCUGUUCAACAGCGUCACCGUUCGAUUUGUGGAUGAAGGACGUGUACAGGAAAUGAAAUCGCAUCAGUUACUGCAGCUUCCUCUGGAGUUUCAGAACUUACCGGGUCAGGCUGUGGAAAUCAUUCUGUGUAGGGCCCAACCCAUUGAUGGAGAGAUCGACUGGAACCCAAAGGUUACUAGAGCUAUCAGUCAGAAAAUCAAAGGAAAAAUACAUCAUGCCAAGGUGGUGAUGUGUUUGGGAAAUACUAUAUGGGUUGAUCCUAUGGUACGCAUGACACGCAUGCCUGGUCUGAAGAUCUUAAUAAACGAAUAUAAUGUCCAUGCAGAGAUUGCAGCCACUGGGAUGGGCACUACAAACCCUCAGCAUCUGGAGCUACUAAAGUCGCUGUGCCAGAAAGAGAAGACAUCUGCUGUGGUGGAGUUCAGUGAGAGUAAUGGAUGUGAGAGUGAGGUGGUGUCUCUGGAACAGAGGAUUCAUGCAGUUGGGGAAGUUCUUGCCAGAAAGGUGAAGGCUGGAAUGCAAAUUGCUGAGUCUACAGAUACUGAACUUUGUGAACCCUUACAGAACUUUCAAAACACAAACCAGGUCACUGAAUCUAACAGAGGACAAAGUCAGAUCUCUGUGGAAGGCAGAAAUGAUGCUGAACACCUGGUGAGGUCUGCUGAUCUAACAUGUUUACCUCAAGACUGGACUCCUGCUCUUUCUAAUGGCUCAGUUAAAGCUGACCAUGAAUUUAACAAUGAAGUCUUACACACUGGCUGUAGACAGGAUAUUGCUGCACCAAAAAGUUUCCAUCCACAAAUCAAGUGGUAUCAAGAAGAAAACUCAGUCACUCUUAAGAUAAAGCUUACCAACCCCAUGAUGCAGACGUGUGAGUUUUUCUCUGAUAGAGUCCUUUACAGUGCAUAUUUAAACAGACAGCGGUAUUGUGCCAAUCUGGAGCUGCACAGUGACAUCAGCACAGAGCAGUGCUCAUGGAAAAUGACAUGCAGCGAACCAGUAAUCAAACUGGUGAAGAAAAAGAAAGGCGAGUGGAAAUCACUGCUUAAAUACAAGAGUGCUUUUGUAAGCUAUGAUUUUGACCACAUUGAAGUUGAAGAAAUUUCUCUCUUAAAUGGUACUUGGUUUGUGGGUGACACAGGAGAAGAGGGCUACUACAAGAGCUCAGAAGAACAGAGUCUGAGUGAUAGUGACUAAACAGAAAAUGGUUUACAUACCAACAGUUCAUAUAAAAGUCAUCUUGCAAUCUUUAUUGGAAUGUAGCAACCAACUAAAUUUGAGUGACAAAGAAACAGACACUUAAGGAAAAAAAGAAGACAGAUCCUAUUGUUUUUGCUAUAAACUAAAGACAUUCAUAUUCAAAAUAUUUAAAAAAUGCACAUGAAAUAGUAGAUCAGAAUUUUUGUUUCCAUUUUCUGAUUCUACAUCCACAGUGGUGGCCAAAAAUAUUAGGACAACAUAUGCCAUGCAUUAUAGUUCAACUCGUGCACAAAAUAGGUGAUUUCACUAAUUAGUUUUAGCCUGUGUGGCUGAAGAGUUGGGUUAAUUAACUAAAAAAAACUAGUAUACAGCUGUGUAUGUAACGAUGGUAUUCAGCUUUUAGAGCCAUGGCCUGGUUCAUCGCCAGACCUAAACCAAUAGAACACUGUUGGACAAUGGUAAAAAAAGCCAGUAACAGUCAAGAAAUCAUCAUCUAUAUAUAAUCUUUGGGAAGCGUCAAGCAGGCAUGGAUUGAUCAAGUGACACCAGAGUACUCUAGAUGUCUUUUUGAUUCUAUCCUCCGUCAAAUCCAGAAAGUUAUAACUAGGCUAGGUAAAGACUUAAUACUAAAUAUUGAUUGUUGUAUAAAUAAUUCUUGUUAUCUUUAUCAUUUAAAAAAAAUUGAACGCCAGUAAAGCAUUGAAUUUUGCUUUUGAUCCCACUUCUACCUUUUUUGCCACUACUGUAGAUUUGUUAAACAACUUUAAUUUUGCCACCUUGUGUUUGAUCCCAUCCUUUUUAAGUGAUCAAAAUUAAGGAACAUGUGACUGUCGCCUUGCACCUCCAGGGGUCCAGGCUCGAUUCCCGUCUCUGUUUGCAUGUUCUCCCCGUGCUUGGUGGGUUUCCUCCGGGUACUCCGGUUUUCUCCCACAGUCCAAAGACCUGGAGGUUAGGCUAAUUGACGUUCCCAAAUUGCCUGUAGCAAGGGUGUAUCCUGCCUUAUGCUCAAAGCCUCUUGGGAUAGGCUCCCCGCGACCCUGAAUACAGGAUUAAGCGGUAUAGAA